UGAUAGAAGUGAAUUUAUUUUUACCAAAAGAGUAUUCACCAGCUGGUAAUACUUCUGUACUUAUGUCAAGUUUCUUAGACAUAACUCAGUUCUCAUAGGGAGGCUCCAGUGUCCUCUUAAAGAGGUUUCGUAGACGAAGGAAAAUAAAAACUGAAGAGUGAGUGACGGGCAGUGUUGGGGAAAGAGACGACCGCUUUGUUUAGAAUCAGCAGAAGCAAAUCCACUUUAGUUGUUGGAUCUUCAUUAAAGUAAGAAGCAUACAUAUAUAUUCCUUUUAUUUGGUGGUUUGUACUAUAUAUCUUAAUUUUUGUGAACUACAGUUUUUAAUUCAGCGACCCAAAUAAUUUUUGUAUCUAAAGGAAGAACCCUAAAGUAAAAAAAGAAAAAGAGUCUUUCUAUACGGACAUAGCCAACUGUUGUGACUAUAGAAGAAGAACUAGUAUAGAGAAUCGUGGGGGUGGGCUACUCAUUACUUUGCUUAUGAAAUUCAUGAGAUUAUAAUUUUAAACCCUAGCUCUUAUCAAAGCUAUGAGAUUUAAUUAGUGUAUUAGAAUUUUAGAACUAUGAAGGACUUUAAAAAUCAUCUUUUAUGCUUCCCACUGUGUAGUUUAUGUAUCAUUCAUGAUAACUGAGUGGGCACACAUUAUCAUUUAUGUAUUUUAAUGUAAAUUAGAAAAAUCAAUAUAUUGAACAUGUAAUUUCAUAAAUAUCACUUAGGGCAAGGCUUAAAGUUACUUAAAUUUUUUAAAAUAUAAGUUCCUUAAAGUAUCAUAUUAAGUAUAUAUUAAGUAAAUUAUCAACUUGUUCAGCUAAAAUUACGAUUAUUGAACUAGGAUCAAAUCCCAGAUCCCCUCAUUUCUUGUCUAGUGCUCUUGUCAUUUCACACUGGGGUUGGUAAAGUUUGAUUUAGGGUAUAAAAAUCAAAAUGGCCAUUGCUUUAUAUAUCUUUCAGUAUGAGAACAUGACUGCAAAAUGUGCGAGAAAAAGCUGAGUUCAGAUCUGGUUCUGUCAUUGAUUUCCAUUAUGAUUGUGGAUAGAUUCUGUUGCACAUGGUCUGAAACAAAUACAUAUAUAGCUAAAGAGGACAGAAAAGUACUGUAAUUCACUGGGCUAAAGGCUUAAGGUUUGGGAAUUCUUCAGGGAUUACAUUGGAUACUCAUGACCUUUCCUUUGCUUGCAAUCUUCCGGUUGUGUUUGACCUAUUACCCUCCAGAUUAUCUAAUCUAGUAAUUUAAAAAAUGGAUUUAUUGCUCUGGCCAGUGUGUCUCAGUGGUUAGAAUGUUUACUCAUAAAGAAAGUUUAUGAGAAUACCAAAGAUAUAAAUGCUAUUGAGUUUUGUUUUUGUUGAUCACUCAUCCUCAUUUUAGUGAUUUUAUACAAUUUGUAUAUAUAUAUUUAGGUUGGCUAUGAUUUUGAAAGUGGAAACUCCCUAUUAAAAUGAAAUACUGAGAGAUGCAAAAAACAUCAUAGCACAGCACUCCUGUGCAGUUAUGUUAUUUAAUUUAGCCUAGAUGUUGUUAUAUGGUCAUUAACAAUAUUAAAAGGCAUAUGCCAAAUGUUCUGAAUAAUGAUAAAACCCACCUCUAAAAUACAUUUAUAGGCAAAAGUAGGCGGCUUUUUCUUAUACCAAUGUAAUACCUGUAGUACAUGUGGAAGAGAGUAGGCAGUAACCUGAGGCCUAGUUUUUCCUUGUUUAACUGGACUACAUAAGAUUGUCAUCAGAAAAUAUGGCCACUUGGCAUCACUCACUGUCCAACCCAGUUCCAUCCAGUUAUGUGCUGGAGCCAGCUCAUCCUGUUUCAUGAAGGGCGAUUGUUAACAUCUCUUCCCAACUCCAUAUUUAGAGAUGUCAUGUUGCUAACUUGAAGUCAGCCAUCUGUGAGUAUUUGCACUAAGGAAAUCAGCAAAUUAGAGCUUCCUUUUUCUUCUGAAGAGCUAGUUGAUAAUCAUUUACCAGCAAACCACUGGUGCCAUCCAUUCCAACCAUCUAACAAAUAUUUUUUGAAAUCUAGUAUGUGCCAGCUAAAUUUUGUGAUAAGCAGUGAGGGCACAAAGAUGAAAACAUAUAGUCUGUGCCAUGAAAUAGCUUACAGUUGUUUACUAAAAUAUGUGGGACAGUAAAAAUCUUAGUAUAUAGUUAAUUAUCUUUCCUAGUUGAGUUAGGUGGUCUGUGAUGGUGCUAGCAUCUUAAAAGAUCCUGAAGAAGUUCUAUUAGAAAAUGAAGUGGAACCUAGGAAAAUUGCAGUAGUUUUUUUUCUGGAAAAAGUGUAUUUUUUAAAUACACUGGAUUGGAAGCCUUUAUGCCUGACUGGGGUUAUUACAUAGCAAGCAACAUAUAUUUAUGCUAAUGUUUGUCUAGAAAGCAUUCCAGAUGACAGACUGUUGGGGAAGGGACUUUUAUUGUAACAGUAAUCAAACUUUGAGACUUUAGAGAACCUGUAUAAUUAGAAGUAGAAGAAUGAAUUACUGAACCAUUAAAAGCUGAAAUUGUUUGGUUCAACAUAAAUAUUCCAUGAGUACCCAAAUGAGUUAGGCUAGCUGCACUAGACUGGCUGCAGGAAGUACAAUGGUGAGCAUGUGUCGGGAUGCCAGUUAGAGGCAGAUACCUUGGGAAGGGGAGGUUUAAAGAUGGCUUCGCUUCUAGCCUGUUGCCAAGUCUGUCUCAGACUUGGAACUCAGGCUGUACUUUUAUCUAGGUUUUUUUUUCUGGUCUCUUAAAUAUUCCUUACAGGGAAUGCAACAUACUUCCUGAACUGCCAAGAAAUAUGCUUCCCCUCUUAAUAAGACCAGCAGUGUGAGUGCUUCUCAGAAUCAUUGUGCGUACUUUUGGGUAUGAGCUAUAGUUGGGAACUCUUACUGGUGUGACACAGUAGUAAUAGGCUUAAAGUAUUUUGUUGUGCCAUGUGACUCAGCCAGGUGAGUUAUUUUGUGAAGAUUUUUAGUGGUGGGUUAAUUCAGCCUCCACCAAAUUUCAUUUAUGCUAAACCUUUAGUUGAAUAAUAUAACUAUUUAGGACAUUAUACAAGAUAACUUCUAAUUGCAUAAACAUAACCAUAGAGUCAAAUAAAAAUGCUUUCAUGCAAAGCCUAGGGGAUUUUUCAUUUUUGUGUGACUCUCAGGAAUCAUUAAACUUUUCAAAAGCAUGUGUUGGACCAGCUUGCUGAAUAAAUAAGGCCCUGGGGUUAAACAUUGUCAUGUACUUGCCUCAGGGGUGUUCCCACCUCUCUUCAUACACUUCUCUUGUGCCUGGGAACAACCACCUGUCAUUCCUACUUCCUUUCCUAGCACUGGAGCUCUUAUAAGUCUGAAAGGUACCUGUGCAGUGAUCAGCAUCUUCACUGGAAGAUACCCCUAUACUUAGGGCCAAACCUUAUAUUGAUUCAGACAACCUCUUGAUUAAUCCCUUAACUCAGUGUCAUUUUAAACACAGACCUGAAAAUGUUUGUUAUUUGCAGGCUUGAUUAGGAAAUGGGAGUGCAAGGGAGUUCUUUUAAAAGGAAGGCAAAACAGGGAGUGUGGUGAUAUGACUGCACAGAGACUUCUUAACCCUGAGUGAUCUGAAGAAUAAGUUCAAGAUUUCUUUGAUUACUUGACGGAAAGAAGAACCACUACAUUGACUCUUGAGUGGUCAUAGCAAAUGACAGAAGUCCCUUGGUGGGUAAAAUCCACUGGGAGAAAAUGGUGAAGAAGGUGUCCAGGUUUGGAAUACGGACAGGCACUUUUAACUGUUCCAGUGACCCCAGAUACUGCAAGAGAAGAGGCUGGGUACGAUCCACACUCAUCAUGUCUGUUCCACAAACAAGUACUUCUAAAGGGAAGGUCAUGCUUAAAGAAUACAGUGGGCGCAAGACUGAAGUAGAGCACAUUUUUAAGUGGAUAACUACUCACGCAGCUUCUCGGAUCAAAACCAUUUAUAAUGCUGAACAUUUAAAAGAAGAAUGGAAUAAAAGUGAUCAGUAUUGGGUAAAAAUAUACCUGUUUGCAAACCUUGACCAACCCCCAGCUUUCUUCUCUGCACUAAGUAUAAAGUUUACUGGAAGAGUUGAGUUUAUUUUUGUUAAUGUGGAAAAUUGGGACAACAGGAGUUAUAUGACAGAUAUUGGUGUAUAUAACAUGCCAUCAUACAUACUUAGAACUCCUGAAGGAAUUUACAGAUACGGAAAUCACACAGGUGAAUUUAUAUCCCUUCAGGCCAUGGAUUCAUUUUUGCGCUCAUUACAACCUGAAGUAAACGAUUUGUUUGUUUUGAGCUUGGUUCUAGUUAAUCUUAUGGCUUGGAUGGACUUAUUUAUCACACAAGGAGCGACCAUAAAGAGAUUUGUGGUUCUCAUAAGCACUUUAGGAACGUAUAAUUCUCUAUUAAUUAUUUCCUGGCUACCAGUGUUGGGCUUUUUACAGCUCCCUUACUUAGAUAGCUUUUAUGAAUAUAGCUUAAAAUUGUUGAGAUACUCCAAUACGACCACACUGGCUUCAUGGGUAAGAGCGGACUGGAUGUUUUAUUCUUCACACCCAGCCCUAUUUCUCAGUACAUACCUUGGACAUGGUUUACUAAUUGAUUAUUUCGAGAAGAAGAGACGUCGCAACAACAACAAUGAUGAAGUCAAUGCCAAUAACUUAGAGUGGUUAUCAAGUCUGUGGGACUGGUACACCAGCUACCUCUUCCACCCGAUUGCUUCUUUUCAGAACUUCCCUGUGGAAUCUGAUUGGGAUGAAGACCCUGACUUAUACUUGGAGAGAUUAGCUUUCCCUGACCUUUGGCUUCACCCUUUGAUACCAACUGAUUAUAUAAAGAACUUGCCAAUGUGGCAAUUUAAGUGUCUGGGAAUCCAGUCUGAAGAGGAAAUGUCGGAGGGUUCUCAUGAUACUGAAAAUGACUCGGACUUCGAGAGCACAGACACUUUUAGCAGUGAGAAGGAAGUAUUUGAAGAUAAACAAAGCAUAGAUCACAAUUCUCUAGGAAGAGCAAGUCACUGUGGUGCUGAGGCUUGUUCAUGUGCCAAUAAUUAUUGUCAGACAAGCCUAUUUGAAAGGAAGGGGAGGUCAUAUGGGUCAUAUAACACUAAUGAAGAUAUGGAGCCUGAUUGGUUAACUUGGCCUGCUGAUAUGCUGCACUGUACUGAAUGUGUUGUUUGUCUAGAGAAUUUUGAAAAUGGAUGUUUGCUAAUGGGGUUGCCUUGUGGUCAUGUGUUCCAUCAGAAUUGCAUUGCGAUGUGGUUGGCUGGGGGCCGACACUGUUGCCCUGUUUGCCGGUGGCCUUCUUAUAAAAAAAAGCAGCCAUAUGCACAGCAUCAGCCCUUGUCCAAUGAUGUCCUAUCUUAACCAUGUGCAAUUUGUUCUUUAUAAGCUUUGAGUAUCCUCAGCUUGCCUUUUUAAUGUUAGUCACAAUGUUUUUGUGGUUUGAAGUUUAGUUUAAUGUUAGUGCAGUGACAGGAAAUACACAUUAUGCUAAUGUUGAUGACAAUUAUUUGGUUGCCUUGUGUCAAUUGAAUGCAUACUUAAUUGUAAAGAUUUUUAUUUACAACAUUGGCAAUUGACAAGUUAAUGUUUUUUGUAAGCACAAAAGAAGUAUGAUAGAAAUUUAUCCUAGCAGGACUUUAUAAAGUAGGAUCAAAUUCUAAUGGAAUUGAGGCAGUUUCUUAUCCUAAAUGUUUCCUCCCUUUUUACAAUCUCUGUCCAGCAUCUCUUGGUUAAAUAAUGUAUGCUCUGAGACAUGAAAUUAAAACAGAUCUAUGAAAUAAAUUAUUUUAAAACCAGAAGAUUACAGCCUUUCCAAUGUUAAAUUGUUUUUGAUAAGGUGUCUGAAUUCUAUAGGUGUUUUAUUGAUUUGUUAGUUUCACAGAUAAGUCAAACAUGAUUCUUGACUCAUAGGGGAGGGGUAAAAAAGACAAAAAUUAUGUUGCUUACAGUGGCCAGAGGUGACAUUAGUCUAUCUUUUAAGUUGGUUAGCAUUAAUGGGAAGGAAUUUUAUGGUGGGCUUUUUUAAAGUGUUAAAUAAUUUAUGAGUAUUUACAUAUUCAUAUAAAUAAAAUCAACUAUAGCAAUUAGACACAUAUAGUUUAUUUUAUAUCUUUUUCUUGGCUUUUUAUUUUGAAAAAUUUCAAAACUAUAGAGAUGUUGGAAACACAAUACUAUGAACAUUCAUUUAUCUACUUCACCAAGCAUUUACAUUCUUU
This is a messenger RNA of Miniopterus natalensis, 6173 nucleotides long. The record is from RefSeq and is a predicted model, not a curated record. NCBI's taxonomy places the organism in Eukaryota, Metazoa, Chordata, Mammalia, Chiroptera, Miniopteridae.